Columba livia (rock pigeon) is the source of this 2510-nucleotide messenger RNA. RefSeq names its product fatty acid amide hydrolase 2 (gene FAAH2). Gene Ontology annotation, cellular component: endomembrane system. The record is from RefSeq and is a predicted model, not a curated record. NCBI's taxonomy places the organism in Eukaryota, Metazoa, Chordata, Aves, Columbiformes, Columbidae. The transcript has 11 exons. The coding region runs from base 48 to 1628 and encodes 526 amino acids.
GCGGAUCGCUCCGCCCCGGGGGCGCGGGCCCGGCGGCAGCGGCGGACAUGGCGCUGUCGCGCGCGGAGCGGUGGCUCGUGCUGCUGCUGCGGCUGCUGUCGCGCGCGGGCCUGGCGCUGCUGGGGCUCGUGGCGCCCGCGCCGCCGCGCGCCGUCCCGCCCCCGCGCCACCCGCUGCUGCUGCUGCCCGCGCGGCGGCUCGCGGCGCGCCUGCGCGCGCGGCAGGUGACGUGUGUCGAGGUGGUCGAGGCGUAUGUGGAGAGGGUCAGGGAGGUCAACCCCCUCAUCAAUGCCCUGGUCAAGGACCGGUUUGAGGAGGCCCUGCAGGAAGCCCGGCAGGUAGAUAAGCUGCUCUCGGAGGGCCCUGACGAUGACUCCCUGGAGGAGAAGUUCCCCUUGUUAGGUGUUCCCAUCACCGUCAAGGAGGCCUUUUCUCUGCAUGGGAUGCCCAACACCUCUGGCUUGGUCAGCCGCCGCAACGUGAUCGCCACCUCGGACGCCCCGGUGGUGUCCCGGCUGAAGCAGGCUGGUGCCAUCCCGCUGGGCGUGACCAACUGCAGCGAGCUGUGCAUGUGGUUCGAAUCCAGCAACAAGGUCUAUGGCCGCACCAACAACCCCUAUGACCUGCAGAGGAUCGCAGGUGGCAGCUCAGGCGGGGAGGGGAGCGUUUUGGCAGCUGCCUGCUCGGUCAUAGGUGUGGGCUCCGACAUCGGCGGCAGCAUCCGGAUGCCUGCCUUCUUCAACGGAGUCUUCGGCCACAAACCCACAACAGGGGUGGUGCCCAACGAUGGCCAGUUCCCAAUCGCUCAGGGGGCGCGGACCAGCUUGCUGUGCACAGGGCCCAUGUGCCGCUACGCAGAGGACCUGGAGCCAAUGCUGAGGGUCAUGGCUGGUUCUGGAGUCAACAAGCUGAAGCUGGAUGAAAAGGUGUCGCUGGGCAAAAUAAAGUUUCACUGCAUGGAUCAUGACGGCGGGUCCAUUUUUGUGUCGCCCGUGGACAAGGAGAUCUUGCAGGCCCAAAAGAAGGUGGUGGAGCACCUCAAAGGCGAGUUGGGGGUCCAAGUUCAGCCGGUGGCGAUCCACAAGAUGAAGUAUUCUUUCCAGAUCUGGUCAGCCAUGAUGUCAUGCAAGGACAGCGAUGGGCAGGAGGCACAGCUGUUCACCGACCUGCUGGGGGAUCACGGGAAGCCGGUGUGGCCGCUGUGGGAGCUGAUGAAGUGGCUCGUGGGGAUGUCGUCCCACACUCUCCCAGCUAUCGCCCUGGGGCUGACGGAGAAGCUGGUGAAACUCAACCCUGCUGGGAACGCCAAGCUGGUGAGCAUGGCGAAGAGCUUGCAGGAGGAGAUGGAGGCCCUGCUGGGGCCGGACGGGGUGCUCCUCUACCCCUCCCACCCCACCGUAGCUCCCAGGCACCACUCCCCCAUCUGCACGCCCUUCAACUUCGCCUACACAGCCAUCUUCAACGUCCUGGGCUUGCCGGUGACGCAGUGCCCGCUGGGCCUGAGCAGCGAGGGCCUGCCGCUGGGCAUCCAGCUGGUGGCAGCAUCCUACAACGACCACCUGACGCUGGCGGUGGCCCGGUAUCUGGAGAAGGCCUUUGGAGGGUGGGUUUUACCUGGGCAAGUUUAGCCUGGGCUUCUGGCACUGCAGGAGGGCAGGGAUGGAGACAGCAGCACCCAGCGAUGUGCUGGCAGGCGCUGAUGCCUGAUCCCAUCAUGGCAACACCUGCCCCUCCACACCCCGCCUUGCACCCCCGGCACAGCCAGCAGUGCCUCCAGGCCCAGGGGCAGCCGGACUGUUGCUGCUGGAGUUGGCUUCUCCCUGCAGCAGCCUCUGCGCCUCGGGACCCCCAGUGCCAUGGUUUAGCAGCAGGCACCCUGUCUGCAGCGGGCAGCUCUCUGGGCCUGGAGAUGGCUGUCUCUGUAACACCUGCUGCUUCCAAGAUGCUGAGUGAAGGCUGGGGAGAGGAGGUGCUGCCACACUGCUUGGGGACAACUGCCCAGCAGCACCCUCAGGGUGCCCUGGGUGCGUCCAUCUUCUGUGGCCUGCAGGGCUGGGACUGCACCCACUGCACCAUGGGCUCACCGGCUCCUGUAGCCUCCCUGAGCUGCCUGGGGGCUUCCCCCACGCUCUAACGGACAAGGGAGAGGGGCUAAGGGUGCUGGAGGCAGCUGUACGCUUGUCUCACCACCAGCGCUUUGUGCAGUGGGUGGUGCUGGGCUCUGCCUGUUGCAGAGCUGGGAGGCGAGGGAGGGGGAGCUUUUGCUCUUGUGAGCUUUUGACAGCACUGGAACAGCUCUUUAAAUGCUUCUCUCCACGUGCUGAGACAACUAAACCAUCUCCUGCCUGCAUUGCCUUCCCUUUCUGUCCCUGGGGAUCACCCAGCCUGGUUGGCAUCCCCUGCCCUCCCGAGCAGGUGCAGGCAGAACCACGGGCAGCUGCCUGUUCCUGGGGCGGGCAACAAGCUCCAGAUAUUUUCAGCGAGGAUGGUAUUAAAGAGUCUGUCCUGUU